AUGAUAGGCGAGUCGGAGUACCUCUCGGGGGACGCGGAUAGGGCUGGGCUGGAACAAGCACUUUUGGAGUUUGCGGCGUGGUGUUGUGCAGAUAAGGGUGGCCGCGUGUNGAGUUUGUUGGGUGUCGCACGUGUUCACGUUCGCGCGGGUACAAAGAGUCGGAAUAGGGUUCCCGUCUCGUGGGAGACGUUGUUGGAAGGACAGCAGUUGACGGCGUCUUGGGGUACAGGUGGCCGCGCGUUGUGGCUGUGGUUGGCGUUGUCGUACUUCCUGGUGGCGCGUUCGGAUGAGGUUUUUGCCACACUGUCGGGGCAAUGCCACCAGGUGCAUUGUUUGCGGCGUAGCGACGUCGAAUUCUUUGAUGGAGAGGACGUGCUAGCCCAGUUGCACUGGCACAAGGCCACAGGAGUUCGGGUUCGGUUUCGCGGCCACAAGGGGGAUCAGUCGGAGAAGGGGGCGUGCGUUACACGAGUGCGCGAAGUAGCACGAGGCGCGAGUUCUCAGAUUGGAGCCGGUGGCGGUGCCGUGGCGGUGUUGGUGGAAUUGAUGGCGUGCCAUCUCGCGUUACCUGAGGACGCUCCUCUGUGUUCGUUUCGCUGUAGGAGGAGCAAGACGAUUAAGGUUUGGGGAUAUUCCAAAGCUCUUAGCGCCCAGAUUGUGGAGAAGGCAGGUGGCAACCCGAAACAGGUUGGCCUGCAUUCGUUGAGAAUCGGGGCCGCCACCACGUUGGCAGCAGGAGGAGACGUACCGGACAGAAUUAUACAGGGAGAGGGUAGAUGGAAGGAAGGCUCGGGUACGUUCAAAAUAUAUACUAGGAAUAACAUGGUGGACGUAGACAUGGUAUCCCGUAAACUAGCGAAGGGGAAGAAGACGGAGCAGAAGAAGGGUUAGCAUACACGAAGGUACGGGCAAGGGGACAAAAUGCCAUCCCACUAAACGUUGAUGUUGGUGGAUGGCAAUGGUAUGGAGUACCAUUGGGGGGUCUCGGUGUAUUGAGACGGCAUUUUGUUUGGACCUGCCAGUUGACAUGGA
Ectocarpus sp. CCAP 1310/34 is the source of this 1032-nucleotide messenger RNA. The record is from the annotation of a GenBank genome assembly. NCBI's taxonomy places the organism in Eukaryota, Phaeophyceae, Ectocarpales, Ectocarpaceae.